Closterium sp. Naga37s-1 is the source of this 813-nucleotide messenger RNA. The record is from the annotation of a GenBank genome assembly. NCBI's taxonomy places the organism in Eukaryota, Viridiplantae, Streptophyta, Zygnematophyceae, Desmidiales, Closteriaceae.
AUGCCCAUGCGGUGGCUUUGGCCCUCACUGCAAUGGUUGCUGCGAAACAUCUCGGCAGCUCACUGCCCGCCCUGCCGCCCCAUGUGCGCAACUCCCUUUGCUGCACAAGCCACGAGCUAUGUCAGCCCACAUGAUGUCGUUGGCUCUGUGCUACAACAUCAGGGAGUGCGCCUCUUUCUAUGCAUCCUGACGUGCAUGGCAGCGCGUCGCGUCAUUGAUGGCGGAUGCUGGGUGUUGGGUGGUGGAAGGCGCCCAUCAUGUCGGGAGGUGAGAGGACCCAAGGAGGUGGGCUGGCGCGUAAAUUCCUCCCCCAUCCUCGUUGCCCAAUGUGACACCGCUCACUUUCGCCUCCCUGUCUUUCCACUCUGCCAUCCCCACCAGGCCUUGCUCGAAAUGUGUGCGCACACCUGCUCCAGGGAUGCUUGCAUGUCCCUUGAGGACGGGACCUCCACACAACUUGCAUCUCGCUUCUCACCCCACCAGGCAGAUGCAACGGGCCCUCUUUCACAUGAGUGCAGUGCAGCCAAGGCAGUGGGGUCGUGCAUGGCUCUCUCUCCUCUCGCCCUCCCCUACUCGCUUCCUGUUCACUCACUUCCAUUCCACCUUUCUCUCCACUCCUUCCACACAAGGCCCCUGGAUGGGGCCACAGUUUGUGCCAUCCACAAAAGCGAGAAUUCUCUCUCCCAUCUGCUAGCCGUAUUCGCCAGGCGAAAAGCCAAGGCCAGACUCCUCUCAAAGACAAUUCAAGGGUCGCAAUCUGCCACUGCUGCUUCCCAAGAGGGGCGGCCUGUAACAUGUUCCUUUCGUUCCUAA